This is a messenger RNA of Phytophthora nicotianae INRA-310, 513 nucleotides long. RefSeq lists its product as hypothetical. NCBI's taxonomy places the organism in Eukaryota, Oomycota, Peronosporomycetes, Peronosporales, Peronosporaceae. The record is from RefSeq and is a predicted model, not a curated record. Gene Ontology annotation, molecular function: DNA binding. The transcript has a single exon. Bases 1 to 513 code for a protein of 170 amino acids. Gene Ontology annotation, cellular component: nucleus.
AUGGGGCGCUGGCUGACCAUCAAAGAUAAGCGUGCUCUCAUAGCGAAAGUGGGUGAGAAUCCUGGAAUGACGCACGCCGAACUUGCUGAGUGGUCGACCAAAACGUACAAUCUUGGUCGACCAUUAGCUAGAAGUACUGUGAGCGACAUCCUUCGGAAGGCGCCGCAAACCAUGAGCCCCGCACACGAGGACACCAGUAGGCGAAAGCUAGUCAAGGUGACGUCAAUACGACUUGAGAAGGCGCUGUGGGCGUGGAUUGCCCUGCAGGAAACGCGCAAUAUUGUACUCUCAAGAGAGCUAAUUGCGAUGAAGGCAAGAGAACUACAAGGGCAGCUUUGCGACGCGUGGGAUCUCUCUUUCUCUGAAGGGUGGAUGACUCGCUUUAUGAAGCGCCACGGACUGAAACACCAUCAAGAACUGUUUUCAGCACACAGGUAUUCUUUUCCCAGGUGUGAGCGAGGCAGCAGUGACGAGAAAGAAGAGCAGCGAAAGCUGCGACGUAGAUAUCCAUGA